AUGAACGUUCUCAUAACAAAUGUAAUUACUUUAAACAGAAAAAUAAGAAUGACAGAACACAUGACAGAACUAGACGCACAAAAGGUCUUAAAAGCACCACCAACAAUCUAUUACAUUCCUGAGUAUAUUACAAAAGAGGAAGAGGAAUCACUGAUGAAAAAUGUUUAUUCAGCACCAAAACCUAAGUGGACCCAUUUGUCAAACCGACGACUCCAGAACUGGGGUGGAUUACCGCAUCCAAAAGGAAUGGUAGCAGAGGAGAUGCCAUCGUGGCUGAAAAUCUACACAGAGAAGAUAGUAGGUACUGGUGCCAGACUUUUCGGAGAUAAAAGUUUAAAUCAUGUCUUGGUGAAUGAGUAUGAAGCUGGACAAGGCAUAAUGCCCCAUGAGGAUGGCUCAUUGUUCUUUCCGACUGUAUCCACCAUCAGUCUCGGAUCACAUACCCUGCUGGAUUUCUACUAUCACAGAGAACAGGAUGAGGAUUCCACUCAGAGCAACAUUACAUCACAAGAUGAUCGCCAUUUUGUGUCUAUAUUACUUGAGCCCCGGAGCCUUGUGUUUGUAACUGAGGACAUGUACAAGCAACAUCUUCAUGGAAUAGCAGAACGAACCUCUGAUGUGAUCACAGACAAAGUGGCAAACCUUGACAUGUGUAAGUCUGUCAGUGUUGGUGACACACUCACACGGUCAACUCGUGUCUCACUCACCAUCAGACAUGUUCCAAAAACACUGAAAGCCAAACUCUUCUUAGGAAAGAAAAGAUGACAAGAUCUGUCAUAUUAAAGUUAUGUUUUAUUGUUUGAA
Ylistrum balloti is the source of this 804-nucleotide messenger RNA. RefSeq names its product alpha-ketoglutarate-dependent dioxygenase alkB homolog 6-like. The record is from RefSeq and is a predicted model, not a curated record. NCBI's taxonomy places the organism in Eukaryota, Metazoa, Mollusca, Bivalvia, Pectinida, Pectinidae.